Molecule: messenger RNA, 1787 nt
Organism: Macrosteles quadrilineatus (aster leafhopper)
Lineage: Eukaryota; Metazoa; Arthropoda; Insecta; Hemiptera; Cicadellidae
Product: juvenile hormone esterase-like
Exons: 1
Coding region: 68-1708 (546 amino acids)
Source: RefSeq, a predicted model, not a curated record
CACUGACUUGCAGCCAACCAUUGUGUUCAUUAUUUCACAAUUUUUUUGCUCAUUUCAAAUUUUAUACAUGAUGAUAAGGCUGAUCAUUUUAAUUGUUUCUCUUAAUGUAAUUGGGGCGAUAAACUCAGAUGAGAUUCCAACUGUGCGUACUACAGACGGUUUACUACGGGGAAAAUAUAUGACAUCGGAAAAUGGAAGAAUAUUCCAAGCCUUUCUUGGAGUUCCGUUUGCUGCGCCGCCCACUGGACCUCUUCGCUUCAUGCCCCCACAACCUCAUGGUAAGUGGGAUGGAAUAAGAGACGCUAUAGAAGAAGGUAAGAUGUGUGUGCAACUCAAGCCUGGGGGAGAUGAAGAUUGUUUGUACCUAAAUGUUUUUACGACAGAAGAAUCAAAGAACCGAUCACUUCCAGUCAUGGUGUACAUUCACGGUGGAGGAUUUUAUGGCGGUUCGGCCUCUAUCGAUUCUUACGGUCCCGAAAAAUUCAUGGAUGAAGACAUUGUUUUAGUCACUAUUCAGUACCGCCUUGGAGUGUUUGGAUUUCUAAGUAUUGAAGACAGUGUGAUGCCUGGCAACCAAGGCUUAAAAGAUCAGCGGUUGGCACUCCAGUGGGUACAAGAAAAUAUUGAAACUUUCGGUGGAGAUCCUUCAAAAGUUACCAUCUUUGGUAACAGCGCAGGUUCUGCGUCCGUUCAUUUGCACAUGAUAUCUCUUGGGAGUAAAGACUUGUUUUCUAGAGUAAUUUCUCAAAGCGGGACUGCUUUUAGUGCAUUUGCUUUCUCAGGAAAAGGAACAUCUAGAAAUAUUACCCUAAUUUUGGCCCAGACGCUGCAAUGUCCAACAAAUUCUUCAGCAGAAAUACUACACUGUCUUCAAAACAAAAGUGUAGACUCGAUUCAAAGAGAAUAUAGCAAACUUCAACACAGCAGUUACAAAAUGAGGAAAGUAUUAUUUCGUCCAAUAGUCGAAGUUGGAAGCCCACAUGCGUUUUUAACUGAAAAUCCACUAACUACAUUUUCUAAUAAACCCUGGAUGGUUGGAAUUGUUCAAAACGAAGGUCUUUGGAAGAUACACAUGCCGUCACUGAAUGAAACAAUACAAUUUAUAAAGACCGAACAUAAAAAGUUUCUCCAAAGCAUUUUAUUUUUUGAAGACACUACUUCACAGCCAAAUGAAAUUGCUGAUAAAAUUUACGACUUUUAUUUUAAAAACUCCACGACAGAGAAUGAUUUUGUGGUAUCACUAGAGCAUGUUAUAACGGAUUCAUAUUUUUUCUGGCCUACGUUUCAAGCACUGGAGCGACACGAAGGAUUGACGUAUUGCUACUUGUUUGAUCAUGUUGGACAACAUUCUAUCACAGAACUGUUCCAAGCCCCAAAGGGAUUUGGAGUGAGUCACAUGGAUGAACUACUCUAUUUGUUCCCGAGGAAACUAUUUUUUCCAAGGGAAAUGAACCAAGAAGACACCAAUAUUUCAAAUCUUUUAAUCAAACUUUGGGUGAACUUUGCGAAGGAAGGCAACCCGACUCCUACAGCAAUCAGCCAGAGCCCACAGACUGUUAAAGAUAAACAAAUCACAUGGGAACCAUCAGUGAGUGGUGAACUCAAGUUUUUGAAAAUACAAACCAAUGCUUUAUCCAUGGUGAAAAAUGUGUUUCCUCAGAGGAUGAACUUUUGGAAACAAUUACCUAUAUGGGAUAAAAUGCUGUAAGUAUUGAGUAAGGUUAUUUUUCAGAAAGUUGUAACUUAAAUAAAUGAAAAAACUGAAUCUUGAUAAAAUGUUAUCUUAC